This is a messenger RNA of Cygnus atratus (black swan), 7477 nucleotides long. It is a transcript of the gene ANKRD44, whose product is annotated as ankyrin repeat domain 44. Gene Ontology annotation, biological process: regulation of transcription by RNA polymerase II; protein localization to ciliary inversin compartment. The coding region runs from base 104 to 3286 and encodes 1060 amino acids. Lineage: Eukaryota; Metazoa; Chordata; Aves; Anseriformes; Anatidae. The transcript has 28 exons. Gene Ontology annotation, cellular component: cytoplasm; ciliary inversin compartment; nucleus. The record is from RefSeq and is a predicted model, not a curated record. Gene Ontology annotation, molecular function: RNA polymerase II-specific DNA-binding transcription factor binding.
GCCCCGCCGGCGCGGAGCGGAGCGGAACAGAACCGCCGCAGCGACAGCGGCGCCCGUCGCGGGAGCUGCAUGUGCGCCGCGGCAGCGGAGGAGGAGGAGGAGGAUGGCUGUGCUCAAGCUUGCCGACCAGCCUCCACUGGUCCAAGCGAUUUUCAGUGGUGAUCCAGAAGAGAUUCGGAUGUUGAUCUACAAGACUGAGGACGUCAAUGCCUUGGAUGCUGAGAAGCGAACACCUCUUCAUGUUGCAUCGUUCCUUGGGGAUGCAGACAUCAUUGAGCUUCUCAUUUUGUCGGGCGCUCGUGUUAAUGCCAAGGACAACAUGUGGCUGACUCCUCUCCACCGAGCAGUUGCUUCAAGGAGUGAAGAAGCAGUGCAAGUACUGAUUAAGCACUCAGCUGAUGUCAAUGCUCGGGACAAGAACUGGCAGACCCCGUUGCACGUGGCUGCUGCAAACAAGGCGGUGAAGUGUGCAGAAGUCAUCAUUCCCAUGCUGAGCAGCGUCAACGUCUCUGACCGAGGUGGGCGGACGGCAUUGCACCAUGCAGCUCUGAAUGGCCACAUUGAGAUGGUGAACUUGCUGUUAGCCAAGGGGGCAAACAUCAAUGCUUUCGACAAAAAGGACAGAAGAGCUCUUCACUGGGCAGCGUAUAUGGGUCACCUGGAAGUUGUUGCCUUACUGAUUAAUCAUGGUGCAGAGGUGACUUGUAAAGACAAGAAGGGUUACACCCCACUUCAUGCAGCUGCAUCCAAUGGGCAGAUUAACGUUGUGAAACACCUCCUUAACCUGGGGGUAGAGAUUGAUGAAAUGAACGUCUAUGGAAAUACCGCACUUCAUAUUGCCUGUUACAAUGGUCAGGAUUCUGUUGUUAAUGAGCUGAUUGACUAUGGUGCUAAUGUAAAUCAGCCUAAUAAUAAUGGAUUCACUCCCUUGCAUUUUGCUGCUGCCUCCACUCAUGGAGCACUGUGUCUUGAACUGCUAGUGAAUAAUGGGGCAGAUGUUAACAUUCAGAGUAAGGAUGGGAAGAGCCCACUGCACAUGACAGCUGUCCAUGGGAGGUUCACGCGGUCACAGACGCUCAUUCAGAAUGGAGGGGAAAUUGACUGUGUCGAUAAAGAUGGUAACACUCCUCUGCAUGUGGCUGCAAGAUAUGGACAUGAGCUUUUGAUUAACACCCUCAUAACCAGCGGAGCUGAUACUGCCAAGUGUGGGAUCCACAACAUGUUCCCUCUACACCUAGCAGCCCUGAAUGCUCACUCAGAUUGCUGCAGGAAAUUGUUGUCAUCGGGCUUUGAAAUAGACACCCCUGAUAGUUUUGGAAGGACAUGCCUCCACGCUGCUGCUGCAGGAGGUAAUGUUGAAUGUAUAAAACUCUUGCAAAGCAGUGGAGCAGAUUUUAAUAAGAAGGACAAAUGUGGGAGGACACCUUUGCACUAUGCAGCUGCAAAUUGUCAUUUCCACUGUAUUGAGACACUGGUGACAACCGGAGCCAAUAUUAACGAAACAGAUGACUGGGGGCGCACCCCUUUGCACUAUGCUGCUGCUUCUGACAUGGACCGAAAAAGAAAGAAUAUUUUAGGUAACUCCCAUGAAAAUGCUGAAGAACUUGAAAGAGCCAGUGAGAUGAAGGAAAAAGAAGCUGCAUUGUGUCUGGAGUUCCUUCUACAGAAUGAUGCCAAUCCAUCCAUCCAAGACAAAGAGGGGUACAACACUGUGCAUUACGCUGCUGCAUAUGGGCACCGGCAGUGUUUGGAACUGCUUCUGGAAAAAACCAACAAUAUGUUUGAGGAAUCAGAUUCUGCAGCUACGAAAAGUCCUUUACAUUUAGCUGCCUAUAAUGGUCAUCACCAAGCCUUGGAGGUACUCCUCCAGUCUCUGGUAGAUCUGGAUAUCAAGGAUGAGAAGGGACGCACUGCUUUGGACCUGGCUGCAUUUAAAGGGCAUGCAGAGUGCGUGGAAGCUCUCAUCAGCCAGGGUGCUUCUGUCACUGUAAAAGACAACGUCACCAAAAGGACCCCACUGCAUGCUUCAGUCAUUAAUGGUCAUACACCCUGUUUACGGUUGUUGCUAGAAGUUGCAGACAACCCUGAUGUGACAGACGCCAAAGGACAAACCCCCCUAAUGCUUGCAGUGGCAUAUGGGCACAUUGAUGCUGUUUCCUUAUUACUUGAAAAAGAAGCAUCUGUAGAUGCAGCUGAUCUCGUGGGAUGCACAGCUUUACAUCGAGGGAUUAUGACUGGGCAUGAAGAGUGUGUUCAGAUGCUGUUAGAGAAAGACGUAUCUAUUUUAUGUAAAGAUGCCAGAGGCAGAACACCUCUGCACUUUGCAGCAGCUCGGGGUCAUGCCACUUGGCUGAGUGAAUUACUGCAGGUAGCACUUUCAGAGGAAGACUGCAGUUUAAAAGAUAAUCAAGGUUAUACACCACUGCACUGGGCUUGUUACAAUGGUCAUGAAAACUGCAUAGAGGUACUAUUGGAACAAAAAUUUUUCCGCAAAUUCUAUGGUAAUAGCUUCUCUCCAUUGCACUGUGCCGUAAUCAAUGAUCAUGAAAACUGUGCAUCACUGCUCAUUGGAGCCAUCGAUGCCAACAUUGUCAAUUGCAAAGAUGACAAAGGAAGAACGCCCCUUCACGCAGCAGCCUUUGCGGAUCAUGUGGAAUGCCUCCAGCUCCUCCUGAGUCACAGUGCCCAAGUGAAUGCUGCGGAUCAUGCAGGGAAAACACCUCUCAUGAUGGCAGCUCAAAACGGUCACAUAGGUGCUGUAGACUUCUUGGUGAACAUUGCUAAGGCAGACCUGACAUUAAAAGAUAAGGACUUGAAUACAUCUUUGCACUUGGCUAGCAGUAAAGGUCAUGAAAAAUGUGCCUUGUUAAUACUUGACAAGAUACAAGAACAGAGCCUUAUUAAUGCAAAAAAUAAUGCAUUGCAGACACCUCUCCAUAUUGCUGCACGUAAUGGCUUGAAGAUGGUGGUUGAAGAGUUGCUAACCAAAGGGGCAUGUGUCCUAGCAGUAGAUGAAAAUGGUCAUACGCCAGCCCUGGCUUGCGCUCCUAACAAAGACGUGGCUGACUGCCUGGCACUCAUUUUGGCUACCAUGAUGCCUUUUUCUCCUUCCAGUUCAAUGACGGCUUUCAACUUCGCUUGUUUUAAAAAAGAGAGUUUGGGCAGGACACAUCUCUGCGAUGGCUCCAGUAUGGGUAGCAUUAACUCUUGUAAUAAGCCCUUGAGUAAUAACAUAGGAACAGAGGAUGGGUACAAUGAAAAUGAUUCUGAUUCUGAAACAUUUUGACUUUUUGGUAUGCAAAACUUUUUCUUUCCUUAUUGUUUCCUUUCAGCUUUUUGUUUUGGUCUUUUUAAACAGCUCAAAUCCCAAUGCUAUAUUCUUAACUAUUACUCUUGACAAGUAGGUAUUGAAAGAUAUGUAGUGUUGAUGAGAAUUAAGCCUUUAAAUAACAAAGGGAGACUAACUGGAAUAUUAUUCCCAUUAAUGUUCUGCAGCUUUUCAGCUUCCUCAUGUUUUCUUUAGGCCCUAAGUGCCCCUGUGGAAAGUCUCUACCUCUUAUUUUAAGUAAAAAAGAGAAAAUGCCUUUUUUCUUUUUGACAGCACAAAUAAACAGGGAACUGUUUAUAAAAAGUACUUACAUAUUUUAGCUGUACUGUUAGUACACAAACAUAUUUUCAAUGUAGCCUUCAUAGAUUUCAAGCAUCGCUCCUUUCCUCUGUUUGUCUGUUUACUAAUUCUAGGGCCUCUGAUAAUUAGAUAACUUCUUUUACACAAACCAAAGGUGAAGUUGUAAAUCCUAAAAUUGCCUGUAUUACUUUUCUACAGGAAAAAAAACAUUUUACAUUCUGCACGUAUUAAGCACUUAAACGUACAGAAAGCACUUUUUACAGUUAUUAGUUGCAGCACGCAAUUAGAAAAAUAUAGUUAUAAACUCUUAAGGCCAAAUUCUACUUGUCUCACCAUGUUUUCCCACUGACAUUAGUGGAACCACUUGUGAAAAAUUAAAAUCACUUGCUCCCCCCCUUUUUUUUUUUCCAAUUCAGCACAAGCGUGUACAGUUUAUUUGCACUACAGAAUUAGGGCCAUUAGAAGUUUCUGUCACCUGAGCCAUUAACCGUGAAUCUAGUAUCAGAAAAAGAAAUAAGGUGUAGACAAAGGUGUACGUAAACAUUUAUGAUGACAUGCCAACUUCAAUAGAUUUUAAAAAUUAUUUUCUAUGCUUAAAUAACCAAUUUUUACUGUAAACAAUAUCGAUUUUUAACAUACUUCUGCCAGUGCUUGGAUUAACAGAGUAGAGGUGACGUAGUGAAAGCAUAACACCAAAAGUUGAAAUACCAAACACGAGAAAACAAAUAUAUACCAUGCACCAUGCAGGGGAUUGGAGAUGUAUGCUAAAAGAGCCUAUUGUCACCAGCUUUGAAAGCAAUGUCAGCUUGUGAAUAUGUUUACUCCUUCUGCCAAAGUUUCUAGGUCAAACGGACCCCGACCCUCAUCUGCAACAGAAGUACAAAAGGAAGAAUGAGACUUUAUAAAAAAAAAACAAAACAAACAAAUGCCUAUCACGAACUAACCAGCCAUACCAAGAGGACCAAAACGCUUCAGUGAUUAAAUGGAAGACUUUAUUACUUUUAUUUUUUUCUUCAAAUAUGAGUGACAUAAUGAAGUAGUUUUUCUAAAUCAUAAAACUAUAAACUUUUGAGGUAAUGAGUACUCGAGUGAAUUUUACAUUUUAUGAUGCAGGUUUCAAGUUGACAUUUGUAACUAAUUAUGUGUUGACCACAGUUUGUUUUUUUCCAGACUAAUGAAAAUGUUCAUAUGCUUUUAAUGUAAAUGUGUUUAUAUUUAUUUGAAGUGAAACAAAUACCCAGGAAAAAUAACUAUGGCUUUUUCUCCUUGUUAGUAGUUGUGCAUAUUAUUUUGUGUAAUGCAAAAUAAAAUGUGAAUCUAGGCAAGACUGAUGGCCUGAGUGGAAAAAGGAAGGACUGAUGCACUUCAGAAGUGUGCCCAUCUUAAUCUGUGGAAUGCAAAGAUGAAGUCCACAGGCUGUACUGGUAAAAAGCAGAGAGCAAAACACUUUUCAUCAUCAUUUGAAAGUGUAAGAAAGGGAUCCAACACCUUGCUAGACAGGUGAGAGAACACUGUACAACUACAGUAAAGUUAUAGAAAAGGUAAUGUAGCAUGGAGUUAAGGUGUUACAAGUUCCAGUGAUUCACACUCAGGAUAUCUGCAGGCCUAAAUCUGUGCUGGGAGGAUGAGAAGAGCUUCUUCCUGAGUGCAUGCUUUCAUCAGGGUAAAUAAAAAGUAAGGAUUUCUAUUUUAGUUGUGGUUUUUAGCCAUGUUCCGCUGAAUUGUUUAAAAAUAAUAAUAAUAAUCUGUCAGCAGAUUUCCAGUUCUUCAAUUGGAAAAAAACACACAUUGUUUAUUUUGCCGUGCUAAAAUUAAACAUUGUUUACUUGAACAUUAACAAAUUUCCAAAAUUUGCAAUGAAUUUCCUAAGGGAUAGUGUCUAUGAAGGCAAAGAUACGUUUUUCCUCAAUCCUAUCUUUUCAGCAGUAGAAUGACAGAGCACCUGAAACCCUGGUUUUCUCCUCAGAAGUAGCACAGGAAACAUUUUUAUGACUGACUUUGAGAAAAGUUUUUCAUUAAAACCUGCUGAAUAGCAAUAACCACCUUAUUGUAAGCACUGAAAAUAAGAGGAGAGACCAGUUGUUAGUUUUCAGUCAUGUGUUUAGAAAUGAAUGGAAAUCCCAAGUUUUAGUUUGUUUGUUUCUGUGUACAAUGAGGGCAUUUAAAACAAACAAACAAAUGGGAAAUAGUUGCCACCUGCUCUAACAGCAGGAACAGCAUUUUAAUUUUAUUUCAACUAGAGAUUAAAUAUGUCUAACCCUCAAAUAAAUUUACGCUAUCCUACAUGAAGUUGUUUCACUAGGAGAAAACCAGUGAUCUUUACAAGGAGAGUAUUGUAUUAUUUCAAGCAGCCAUUUUAAACAAAUCAGUAUUUUACUUGCUACCGUACAGAGUUACUGAAAAUAUUUUGUAAAUUUGCAAUACCUUGUAACUCUGGUAACUGUGUAGUACAACUGCUGCCUUUUAUGAUGUAUACAACGUUAUAGAAGUGUAGGUGAUUAUCAAAUAACUUUGCUCCUUCUAGGAAUCAAAUUUAAACUUUACCGAUUAAACUUCUCUAUAAACUAGCAAUGUUGUAAGUAUGCAGUAUUCCAGAAAUCUUAGAAAAAUAUGAUUUGUUAGCAUCUUAUGGGCAUUGGGAAAGCCACGUUUUGAGUAUGGUGUUCUUAGGAAAACCAUCACAAGCAAGACCUUUGGAAGUACUCAGUAUCAGCCUGUCCCCAGAUCUCACCAGAAUCCCUUUUCCUGUAUGCUAGUACAUUAACCUGUAAUAUAAUUUGUCACUUGUAAAAAUAAAUUUGUUAUUUAGGACAGGUAUUUAAGCAUGGGAAUAAUCUUACUCAUGUAAAUAAUCACCAUGCCUUUGUGUGGACUUUUUACAAGGGUAGAUUUAAUCAUACAGAAUUGUUGCACUUAACCCUGGAUCCUGCAAUUUACUGUACAUGGACUACUUCUGUAUUUGCACCAAACAGUGGGUAUUUUGUGAGGGGCAGCAGUCUGCCCAGUUUUAUUAGCAGGAUAGUUUUCAUCCUGUAUUUUAACCACAGUUGCAGGUGGAAUCCAUAGCAGGAUUGGGUCCCAUGUCUCUCUCAUAAAUACUGAGUAAAAACCUCCGGACUGCCUGAAAUUGCUGUGAAAUAGCUCAGGGGAUUUCUGUUCAUCGCUACUAAAAGGGCACCAUAAUGUGUUUGGUACUUUUAUGCAGUCAACAACUGCCAGAUUAUUAAAUUAGAACAAACACAUGAAAUGAAUUGUUUGUCCAUUGUACUGUUGAGAAACUUGGUUAUGUAUCUUGAGGAUGACUUCAAAAAAAAUUGUGAUUUUUAUUCUUAGUCGUGUAAGAAAUAUUAGAGUGCCUUUUUAUAUUUGUGUAUUAUGGAAAUGUUUUGUGAAAGUUGUCUCUUUUUUUUUUCCAUUUGAGUGUUAUAAAAGCAAUAUAUUACCAGUAAAUUUUCAUUUCAACUCUUCUUUGAAUGUAUAAAGUGUUUCUUCUUUUCAUAUGUUCUACCUGUAUUGAAAUGAAAAUUAAUAUGCUAAAUUUCUAUAGGAAUAAUGUAUAAUUUUUGCAGUGCUGAAAAUGCUUUCUUAUUACACAAAAAGUAAACCUCUGAUCAGUGUUAUAGGAAAGGGCGUUCUAAACUAGUGACAAUCUGAGUGUGUGUAUAAAAUGUAAUUUUAUGCGUUUCUUAUGCAGUGAUCUACAUAUUAAAGCCAAUAUCUUACGUUUUGUAGGUUUUGUCUUUUAUGCUUUAGCAUGUGCAAUAUAUCUUUACAAACCAUGGUGAUAUGAAUCUGGUGCCAGUGUUAUAUUUUGCAUAACAUUUGUAAUAAACAAUAUGAAAUAUUGUU